AGGAAUUCCAUUUGCAUAUGAAUAAUCCCACUACCGGGAGGUCAACAACAGCCUCAAAUCUUGAUUCUUCUCCGGCAGUAACUCUGCAGCCAUGGCGGAAGACUUUCACGGCGGAGUUUGCGGCGGAAGCUGGUGGGCUCCGCCGCCCAGAAACAAUUUCUUCAACCCAUCCCCAUGUUCCUACGACAUCAGCAGCUUCGGGUGGACGACGACGACGAUCAACAAUCACCAAAUCGGCGCGGCGGUGGCGACGGAGAUGACAUCCGCCAGCGACGACUCCAUCGGCGGCGGCGCCUCCGAUAGCUCCGUCGUAAUUCACCCCCACCAGGCCGCCGGAGAUGGACACGUGUCCGUCGCCUCAACAACCCUAGAUAUGAUCUGGAAUCAUCCUCAGGGUUUUCUCGACGACAACGGACGAUCGGAGGAGAAUUAUCCUCAAAUCGACAAGAUUAAUUAUUACCAAGAUUCGUCUUUCGUUAACGAUUUCCGACAAAUGAAUCAUCAUCAUCAUCAAGGAUUUCCACCUCUCCAGCCAUCUCCAGAAUAUUCCUUUCCGUUGAGCUCUCCUUCCUACGCCGGCUCCUUACUGCACACCUUGUUCGACGGAGAUUUUUCUCAGAUGAAUCUCUCUGAAAUUCUCCCCAAUUUGACUGAUAAUCAGACAACUCCUGUCUUAAAGCCUAAUUCUUUGCCCAAGAAACAACCUCAAAUGCAUCAGUUCUGUAAUAACCCACAAUUCUGGAAUAUUAAUUCCACGCCUAGGCCUGCUGUUCUUCCUUCACCACCACAGCCCCAAUUUCGUCCUCCAUCCUCUCUUACCUCUUCUGCAAAACCUAAUCUUCGCCACUCCACUCCAAGGCAGCAUCAUAAUAAAGAAACUCCGGCGAAGAAAACCGGCAACGAACCGGCUGCUAAGCGUGCACGAGUCGAAACAUCAUCGCCGAUGCCGGCAUUUAAGGUCCGUAAAGAGAAGCUGGGGGACCGAGUAACUGCCCUCCAGCAGCUGGUUUCACCUUUUGGAAAGACAGAUACUGCAUCAGUUCUCCAAGAAGCAAUAGAGUACAUCAAAUUCCUCCAUGAUCAAGUCAAUGCAUUAAGUGCACCAUACUUAAGAAAUGGAUCACCACCAAUGCAACACCAACAGGUUGCAGAUGAUCAUCAUAAAUUUAAGGAUACAAAAGAGCCAAGUAAAGAUCUAAGCAGCCGAGGUCUUUGUCUCGUCCCGAUCUCAAGCACAUUUCCGGUUGCUUCCGAAACAAACUCCGAUUUCUGGACGCCAUCUUUUGGAGGAAGUUUCAGGUAGAGACACAAUGAAAAAAAAGCUCUACUAUUAAUAUAUAUAUAUAUAUGGAAAAAUUAUAAUUUUGAUCAUACAUAUAUAUUAUAUCCAACAAUCACUGUCUUAUAUAUUUGCACGGCCAUAUUUUAGUGUGAUAUGUUAUUUUUUUUAAAAAAAAUUAAUAACAAAAUAUAGUAAUUUGUAACACUAAAAUGUGGCCCUGCAAAAUUAUUAGACAAAAUUAAUUAUUCAGUAUAUAUAAAAGCAGCAAAAUUAUAUUUUUUCCAUAUAUAUAUAUAUAUAUUAUAUAUAGAGAGAGAGAGAGAGAGUGAGUUGUGUUGUGUAAGAAUUUCUUAAAAAGUAGACAAGGCAUGAUGGAAAUGGAGAAAAGAAGAAAGGGAAGAGAGAAGAGGAAGACAGCCAUCUGAUAUGCAGCUAAAUGACAAGCUAAGGAUAAUAUAUUAGUAAUAAUCUAAGGUUGUAAUAAGUAGUUUUUCUUUGUACUAUUUAAUUUAAUUUGAUCUGUUGGGAUGGAAUAAGUGCUACCCCGAUAAAUUCUUGUACACUUUUCAAAAUGGGCCAACUCCCGAAGCGUGGUAAAAUCACAGUUGUAA
Andrographis paniculata is the source of this 1893-nucleotide messenger RNA. Its product is annotated as transcription factor bHLH112-like. The record is from RefSeq and is a predicted model, not a curated record. Gene Ontology annotation, molecular function: DNA-binding transcription factor activity, RNA polymerase II-specific; RNA polymerase II cis-regulatory region sequence-specific DNA binding; protein dimerization activity. Gene Ontology annotation, cellular component: nucleus. Lineage: Eukaryota; Viridiplantae; Streptophyta; Magnoliopsida; Lamiales; Acanthaceae. Bases 92 to 1303 code for a protein of 403 amino acids. Gene Ontology annotation, biological process: regulation of transcription by RNA polymerase II. The transcript has 7 exons.